AACUUGACUCUCUCGCUCCGGACCGAGCUCCGUCUUUCAGUUUUGCUUGUUUUCUCUCCUGGUUUUAAAGCUUUGAACUGUUUUUAAUCGUUUGUUGGGGACCGUGUCGUCAAGACUCGGGGAAGGGAGGACUUGUGGAGGUUUUCUUCGCCAGCAACAGUUGAAGAGCAGCGGCGGCGGCGGCGGCGGCGGAGGGGGGGCGGGAGAGAUGACCAGCUGAGGACUGGAAAUCUUGAAAAAAACAAAACCUAGGGCCUGUUUCUGUAAUGAUUGAUCAAUGCUGCCACAAUGGCGUUAAAGGCACAGGUUUUAUAUGACUUCACUGCUGAGCCUGGAAACAAUGAACUGACAGUGAAAGAAGGCGAGACAGUCACUAUCACCAAUCAGAAUAUUGGAGGCGGUUGGAUUGAAGCACAGAACUCAAGAGGAGAGGUUGGACUGGUGCCUGAAGAUUACAUUGAGCUCAAUAAGGAAUUUCCUGCAUUCCCAGGAGCAGGAACGACAGCCCCUUUUUCAAAUACAGGAAACGUUGCAUAUCCAGACCUUUCUGUCUUUGAUACAUUUGCACCUGCAUCAACACCUGCACAAAACCAGGUGGACUCUGGGGGUUUGAGUCCCGUGCCAGACACCCCUGACACCCCAGUUUCCCCUUUCUUCCCGUCCCCCGAGGAGGCUAGCAAUGGUAACGAUCCCUGGUCAGCGUGGAAUGCAGACCCUUCGGGGGGCUCCAACAACAACUGGGCGUCUAAUCCAGAGGGCACUCAGACAGGGACGAGUGCUGCUGACCCCUGGGGCUCUGUAUCACAGGGUCACCCUCAGGCUUACCAAGGACCAGGGGCCGAGCUCGACGAGUGGGACGAUGAAUGGGAUGACAUGAAGUCAACUAGCGGCUACGCAGAAUCCGAAUCUGGGGAUGCUGGUGGAAUACAAAGAGGAGGAAUGCAUGCUUCUUCAAUGAAAAUAUCCCUCAAUAAAUUUCCAGGAUUCUCCAAGUCUGGUCCUGAGCUCUACCUUCUCUGCAAACAGAUUGCAAAAGGGAAAGACAAGCUGCCAAUAUAUGUGGGCGAGGUUGGUCCAGUGUGGUCUUACCCAGAAACCCAGAUAGACUGCAUCGUAGCUGAUCCCAAAAAAGGGUCCAAGAUGUAUGGCCUGAAGAGCUACAUAGAGUACCAAAUCACACCCAAUACAACAAACCGGCCUGUCAAUCAUAGAUACAAGCACUUUGAUUGGCUCUAUGAGAGACUUCUGGACAAAUUUGGGUCAGCCAUUCCCAUCCCCUCUUUACCAGACAAGCAGGUGACAGGCCGUUUCGAGGAGGAGUUUAUUAAGAUGCGCAUGGAGCGGUUGCAGGGUUGGAUGUCCAGGAUGUGCAGACACCCUGUAGUUUCUGGCAGCGAAGUGUUUCAACUUUUCCUCACGUACAAAGAUGAAAAGGACUGGAAGAUGGGUAAGAGAAAAGCGGAGAAAGACGAGACAGUCGGCGUGAUGAUCUUCUCCACAAUCGAGCCUGAAGCUGCAGACCUGGAUCCUUUAGAAGUGGAGCAGAAAUGCGAGCAGUUCAGUAAGUUUACCAAAGCCAUGGACGACAGCGUGAAGGAAGUCCUCACUGUGGGAAACGAGCAUUGGAAGAGAUGCACAGGACCUCUGCCAAAGGAAUACCAGAGAAUAGGAAAAGCCUUUCAGAACCUCUCCUCUGUCUUCACCAGCAGUGGAUACCAAGGUGAGUCGACUUUAACUGAUGCCCUGACAGCGGCGGGGAAGACGUACGAGGAGAUUGCCCAGAUGGUGGCGGAGCAGCCAAAGAAAGAUCUUCACUUCCUCAUGGAGACCAACAAUGAAUAUAAGGGCCUUCUUGGAUGCUUCCCAGAUACCAUUGGGGUCCAUAAGGCAGCGAUAGACAAGGUGAAGGAGGGGGACAAGCUAGUGGCUGCCAACAAAAUUACCACUCAGGACAAAGUAACCAUGGCGAAACGUCUCAGCACCAUGUCUUACACAUUACAAGCUGAGAUGAAUCACUUCCAUAACAACCGUAUCUACGACUACAACAGGGUCAUGCAGCAGUAUCUAGAGGAGCAAGUCAAGUUUUACGAGACGAUUGCUGCAAAGUUGAGACAAGCUCACGGUCAGUUCGCUACAAUGUGAGAGCAGUCUCACACUACUAGACACAAAGUUAAACCAGAUCCUGGCCAAAACGCUUUUGCUCGCUUUGCAUCCUUUAUGCUCGUUAUAAUUUAAAUUUCACUUCUGCAUUUUUUUGUACUUGGAUCCCUUCUCUACUUUUACUGCCCAUGCUAACAGUUCCAGCUUGUUUUGUUGCUUCAAUGUUUAGGUUUUUAGGAUAAGCAGUUCUGACGGAUAGAAUACGACACACAACUUACGUAAGCCUUUCCCUCUGUCCAAGGUCCACAGCUUGUAACACAGGAUGUCAACGUCCUAGCUGCACUUUGAGCAAUCAUGAAUUCUUUCAUUGCAUGAGUUAAACACCACUGACAACUUUGCAAUCUGCAGUCAUACAUUGACGUUCUAACUACAAAAACCAAAAUUGUUCUCUACUUUCACAAUCACAUAUAAAAGCUUUACUGCAUAUUUCUCAGCCAACAGCAGGUGUAUUUAAUUUUUUGCUUCUGCUGCAUGUAAACCUUCAUCAGCUUUGUUAGCUAAAACAAAGGUGCAGGAAAGCCAAAGGCAGAUUGUACAUCCUCUACGUUUCCACUGCUGGCAGUGCCUUACUCGAUUUCAUCCUGAGCUUCCUCAAAAGCUAACAGGAAACUCCACCUUCUUCCUGCUUUGCACACAUUUUUUUUUUUUUUUACUCUUCCAGAUACUAGACAUGCUGUUUGGACCUUACUUUUAUGCCUCACUUCACACUCUGUCAAGAAACAAAAUGUGCAUUGAGAAAAAUAAAAACAAAGGUGUGGUUCAUUAUUCUUUUAAAUUCUUCUUUAAUUAUUGAAGUGUAAGUCAUGUUUCAGUCUUCUGAUGUUGCAAAAUGAUUUCUCUGUUCAACUGUAGCUCUGAAGAGAAUGUGUCCUCAUUUGAAGAGAUUAUAUCACGUAUAGAGUUUCUUUGCUUUUCACGGUCAAGUUUUCAAUCAGCUUCUAAUCUAAACUUGUUCACUCUUUGUACUUUUGUCACAUCAUGUUAUGUAAACAUACAUAAAUAUAUAUAUAUCUAUAUAUAUAUUUGACCUGUCAGGUGCUUCUUGUCAUUAUAUUUUAUGUAUAGAAGUAUUUGCUACUUAGUGUCAUUAAAAGCAUAGCGAAAUUUGUUUGAUUUAUUAAACAAUGAUUUGUAUUCAUA
Messenger RNA from Girardinichthys multiradiatus, 3300 nucleotides. It is a transcript of the gene snx9b, whose product is annotated as sorting nexin 9b. Gene Ontology annotation, molecular function: protein binding; phosphatidylinositol binding. Gene Ontology annotation, biological process: endosomal transport; endocytosis; mitotic cytokinesis. The coding region runs from base 289 to 2142 and encodes 617 amino acids. NCBI's taxonomy places the organism in Eukaryota, Metazoa, Chordata, Actinopteri, Cyprinodontiformes, Goodeidae. The transcript is spliced from 19 exons. The record is from RefSeq and is a predicted model, not a curated record. Gene Ontology annotation, cellular component: plasma membrane; cytoplasmic vesicle.